Molecule: messenger RNA, 1080 nt
Organism: Eptesicus fuscus (big brown bat)
Lineage: Eukaryota; Metazoa; Chordata; Mammalia; Chiroptera; Vespertilionidae
Product: zinc finger protein 287
Exons: 7
Coding region: 216-971 (251 amino acids)
Biological process (GO): regulation of DNA-templated transcription
Source: RefSeq, a predicted model, not a curated record
CCGGCCUCUCCGUCCCGGCGACAGGGUCCCUUAACCAUCCCUGCAAGUAGUAGGCUCGGAAUUUGUAAUUAAGGCUGAUAACCCUACCCUGACUCUGUUGUGCCUCUGGCUGCAGCAGCCCUACAUAUAAUGUCCUUGUGGCUCUAGCAUGAGACUUCAAGCAGUUGGCUCACCACUAGAGAAAUAAAGGAUACUGCCAGAUUGACUCUCCUGCAAUGUCAGCCCCGAGCAAGAGGAUGACCAGUUCUUCACGCUCCCAACUCUUUCUAAUGUGGAAGCCAGACAAGGCUCAGAGUGGACCCAGCAAUGCAGAAAAAGAAAGCCUUGCUUCAAGACUCCUGCGUGACACUGAGACCUGUCGACAGAAUUUUAGGAAUUUUCCAUACCCAGACAUGGCUGGUCCUCGAAAAGCAUUGAAUCAACUCCGAGAGCUCUGCCUGAAGUGGCUGAGACCUGAGAUUCACUCAAAGGAACAAAUCCUGGACCUGCUGGUGCUGGAGCAAUUCCUGACAAUCCUGCCUGGGGAGGUUAGGACUUGGGUAAAGUCCCAGUACCCAGAGAGCAGCGAAGAAGUAGUGACCCUGGUGGAGGAUUUGACUAAGAUUCUAGAAGAUGAAGCUGCUCCUCCAAACUCUGCCUUUACCCAAGAGAUCCCAGAGGAAGAUCCCAAAGGAAGACAUGCUUUCCAGGCUGGGUGGCUAAAUGACUUGGUGACCAAAGAAUCAAUGACAUUCAGAGAUGUGGCUGUGGAUAUCACCCAGGAGGACUGGGAGCUAAUGCGUCCUGUACAGAAGGAAUUGUACAAGACUGUAACAUUACAAAACUAUUGGAACAUGGUUUCUCUAGGACUUACAGUGUACAGACCAACUGUGAUUCCUAUAUUGGAAGAACCAUGGAUGGUGAUGAAAGAAAUAUUAGAAGGCCCUACUCCAGUUAAUCUGUGGACUGAGACCUUGGCAGAUUAUGGAUAGCCUGUGUAGCCAUAAAUUCACCUGGUGGUUUUGGUAUCCAAUAAUGAAGAUUCUUGUCUGAAUCAGUUAUUUCAUCAAGAUUUGCAAAAUGUGGCGGCAAAAGUCUAGC